This is a messenger RNA of Anarrhichthys ocellatus (wolf-eel), 780 nucleotides long. RefSeq names its product aquaporin 8b (gene aqp8b). Gene Ontology annotation, molecular function: water channel activity. Lineage: Eukaryota; Metazoa; Chordata; Actinopteri; Perciformes; Anarhichadidae. Gene Ontology annotation, cellular component: plasma membrane; basolateral plasma membrane. Bases 1 to 780 code for a protein of 259 amino acids. Gene Ontology annotation, biological process: water transport; transmembrane transport. The record is from RefSeq and is a predicted model, not a curated record. The transcript is spliced from 5 exons.
AUGGCUGAUGAGAAGAUGGAGAUGGGUGAAGUCGGGGCGCCUCUCAUGUCUUCAGAGUCUAAGCCGCCUCCAGUCAGACCUCCUAACAAAUUUGAGAGGCUAUUUCAGCCCUGUCUGGGCGAGCUGGUGGGAACUACUUUCUUCGUGUUUAUCGGGUGUGUGUCGGUCAUAGAGAAUGUGGAGUCUACAGGGAGGCUUCAGCCAGCUCUGGUGCACGGUCUGGCUGUAGCCGUUAUGGUGGCUUGCAUGGCUGAGAUCAGUGGAGCCCAUUUCAACCCCCCAUUCACCCUAGCCAUCUAUCUAUGUGGGGGGAUGGAGAUGAAUAUGGUGGCCCCGUAUCUUGCAAGCCAGUUGGUGGGAGGGGUGCUUGGCGCUGCUAUGGCGAAGGCAAUGACCUCAAGAGACAACUUCGCCAAAGCCCACGGGGCUGCGUUUGCUCUGCUGCAGCCAGACAGUGAAAUAGGGGGAGCUGUGUUUGGAGAGGUCGCCAUGACUUGCCUGGUCACCAUGGUGGUGCUGCUGGGGGCUGUCAACGCCAAGACCAGAAGCCCCAUGGUGCCAUUUAUGGUGGGAUGCACUGUUAUCGUCACCAUCUUGGCUGGUGGAGAUGUAUCUGGCACCUGCCUGAACCCAGCCAGAGCCUUCGGUCCAGCCAUAGUGAGCAACUACUGGGAUUAUCACUGGGUCUACUGGGUGGGGCCCAUCACAGGAGGCCUAAUAGCUGCUGCACUGGUUCGACUCCUCCUUGGAGACAGGAAGAUUCGACUCAUUCUGAAAUAA